Molecule: messenger RNA, 7540 nt
Organism: Peromyscus californicus insignis
Lineage: Eukaryota; Metazoa; Chordata; Mammalia; Rodentia; Cricetidae
Gene: Bend4
Product: BEN domain containing 4
Exons: 5
Coding region: 102-1748 (548 amino acids)
Molecular function (GO): DNA binding
Source: RefSeq, a predicted model, not a curated record
CACACGCCUUCCCGCCGGCGCGCGCCGGGGCAGAGCAGGCGACCGGGCGGCCGAGCCACCCCCGGAGCCGCGCGCGGGGCGGGCAGGGCCUGCGGCUCGGCAUGGAGCCCGAGAUGCAGGCGGCGGAGGAGGGGCCCAGCGCGCCCCGCAUCUACAAGCAGCGCGGCCCCUACAGCGUCCUCAAGACGUUCCCCAGCAGCCGGCGGCCGGCGCUGGCCAAGCGCUACGACAGACCCACGCUGCUGGAGCUGCCGCCCGCGCGGCCGUCCCCGCUGCCGCCGCCGCCGCCGCCGCCGCCCUUCGCGCCGCUCGCCGCCGUGCCCAUCAGCAGCAGCGAGCCGCCGCCGCCGCCGUUCCCGACGCAGCCGUCCUACCCGGCCGGGUCAGGCCGGGCCCCCGCCGCCGCCGCCGCCUCGUCGUCGUCGCCGUCCUGCACGCCCGCCGCGCCCCCGAGCCACCCGAGGACUCCGGCGCCGCCGCCGCCGCUGCCGCCGCCGCCGCCGCCGCCCACGGCCCCCGCCGCCUCGUCGUCGUCGUCCUUCGCCGCCGUCGUCAGGUACGGCCCGGGCCCGGUGAGCGGCGCGGGCGGCCGCGGCGCGGGUAGCGACGGCGCCAGCCUGGAGCUCAGUGCAGAAAGCCGUAUGAUCUUGGAUGCCUUUGCCCAGCAGUGCAGCCGUGUUCUUAGUCUCUUAAAUUGUGGAGGAAAACUUCUGGACUCCAACCAUUCUCAGUCCAUGAUUUCUUGCGUCAAGCAGGAAGGCUCUAGUUAUAAUGAAAGACAGGACCAGUGUCACAUCGCAAAAGGGAUCCAGAGUCAGACCUCUGACAGCAUAGACAUAGAGAUGCAAUAUAUGCAAAGAAAACAACAAACUUCUGCCUUUUUGAGAGUGUUCACUGACUCUCUCCAGAAUUACCUGCUCUCGGGGAGCUUCCCAACUCCCAACACCUCAUCAGUCAGUGAGUAUGGGCACCUGGCUGAUGUGGACCCUCUCUCAACCUCCCCGGUGCAUACAUUAGGUGGCUGGACCUCCCCAGCAACGUCUGAGUCCCAUGGUCACCCUUCCUCCUCCACGCUGCCAGAGGAGGAAGAAGAAGAGGAAGAGGAAGGCUACUGUCCUCGAUGCCAGGAGCUGGAGCAGGAAGUUAUCUCGUUACAACAAGAAAAUGAAGAGCUCCGACGGAAAUUAGAGAGCAUCCCAGUGCCCUGCCAGACCGUCCUAGAUUACCUAAAGACAGUGCUCCUGCACCACAACCAGCUCCUGCCGCAGCCCGCCGACCAGCCCACCGAGGGAAGCAAGCAGCUGUUGAACAACUAUCCUGUCUACAUAACGAGCAAACAGUGGGACGAGGCUGUAAAUUCUUCCAAGAAAGAUGGGAGACGGCUCCUCCGAUACCUCAUCAGAUUUGUUUUCACAACCGAUGAGCUUAAGUACUCAUGCGGCCUUGGGAAAAGGAAAAGGUCAGUGCAGUCAGGAGAGACAGGUCCUGAAAGACGCCCUCUGGAUCCAGUUAAAGUCACGUGCCUCCGAGAGUUCAUUAGGAUGCACUGUACCUCCAACCCCGAUUGGUGGAUGCCCUCGGAGGAGCAAAUAAACAAAGUGUUCAGCGACGCCGUGGGUCACGCCCGGCAGGGGCGGGCAGUGGGGACUUUCCUGCACAACGGCGGCUCGUUUUAUGAAGGAAUGGAUCACCAGGCUUCCCAAGAUGAGGUCUUCAACAAGAGUUCCCAGGAUGGAUCGGGGGACUAGCGGACAGUCUUCCCACCCACGCAGCGGCGUUCUGUUUUGUUCUGUUUCAGAGUUCCAGUUGUGAAUGUGCUCUUCCUUGUUACCUUAGCGUCCAAAGCAUGUUACUCUGUCAUACUUCACAAUUCUCGAGCUUAAGACUGUGACCCACUGCCACGGUUCCCAAAUAGAAAUCCAGCUGAGGGGUCUUUGGGAAGUCUCUGGCACCGGCAGUAGAUUUGGGGUGUAUUAUAUCACAGAGGCAAAGGUUCAGUUGACAUAAAGUCUUUACUAGCUAGACAUUGAGGAUGUCUUCUGUCCCGAGUCUUCAGGUCAGCCUGGCCUCCUGAGCAGAGCUGGUCUCCUGGGAAGGUUCAGUUAGUGUUCCUGCGCAUGGGGGAAGGGAAGACAGAGUUGUUUUAAGGGACAAGCAGCAAGCAUUUUCUUACUUAGUUCAAGUAAGUCUUGUUUCAAUUUUCCAAAGACACAGGAUUGGUGACACUGUAAGCUUCCAUAUAUUACAACUUACUGAUUAGAAGCCAGAGAACAGAGGCCAUGUCUAUGGAUGGUUAAGUGGAGGUCAGCUAUUUUUCUGUUAUAGACAAAACUCACUGUGUUGAUCAGAAAGGCAGCCUGGUUUCUGUGGUUUACAAGCAGAUUUUCUUUAUAUCUUUAGGAAACGGGAUCUAAACCAUUUUCACAUGCCUCCUUUCAUAAGUUCCUUGAUGCACAGCAUCCAUAGCCUUAAGUCAUACUUGGUCAACAAAAUGCCAGGGUAGCAUAGGGUUCAGUGAGAAUGCGCACUAGCUAGCUGUUUGGUAAGAUCUUCAAGCACAGGGCAUGACUGAUGGCAUCUGCUGCUGGUCAGGGGUCUGGCAUUGUGGACAUGCAGCUUCAAGGCCGUUCUGACAACUGCAAUGGCUUGUUGGGGAUUUCUCUGAAACUUGAGGACCUGUCUGGACUGAGUGGAGCUUUAGAAUAGGUGAAACUUCUGUUUCCAUUGUCAUGGAUGAAAACGCCUCAUCCAGCUGUGCCUCUCCUCUCCCCACAAGUCCUCUGCAGCCUAAGCUCUGAGUUACUGUUCUGCUUCCCUGGUUAAUCUGUGGAAAUGUACGUGAGGUUAGUGGUACCCUGGGAACCACUUCCCAGCAGAGGCUACAGAGGUGCUAUAAUCCUUUCUGAUAAGGAUGAGACUCACUCUACCAAACAAGUCAAGAUUAAUGUUCUUUGUGGACCCAAGAGCUAAAUGGGCAGCAUUCACUGAAGAUUGUGAAUGUCAACUACAAACACAGUGAACAACUUUGAAAAUGGGAUAGAAAUUCAGUCUGUAUCCAUUUAGAAAAGGACUUUUGGUGAGGCUGUUUUUGCCAAAAUAAAUCACAUAUCUUUUAUAUUCAAUAUUUAGCAUCAGACUUUGAACAAAUCAGCUGAGCAGUUUAGAAGUAAAAGAAACUGAGUAAGUGAGCUGUCAUUUACAGUGGAUGAGAGCAGUGUCUUUGGCAGUCCAAGAGAAGUGGGUAUUUCUUAAUGUGUGAUCAGAGGUCUGGGAAGUCUGUCCUAGGAAACUCCCAAUGCCAUAAAGCCUUGGGGGAGCCCGCCAUCGCCUCAUCUGCCUUCCCAUCUCCCCUUUGCACUGGGCUUCAGUUCCUCUUCCUCCUGGGUACAUGGUCCUUGCUACAGCAGCCAUGGUUAGCAGGUGCUUUUAAGGAAUGCAGACUUGCAGGCUGUAGCUUUCCCCUGUGAGUUUGAGGUGUCUGCACACACCUUCUGUGCACCCUCUUGGAGCCCGCUGUGGUGCAGGUUGUCACUAGGGGUGACAGGAGCAUUUGGGGCACCUCUGAGCCUUUGUCUGACUGCAGCUGUGGGGCCGGGACUGGAACCUCCAGACAGGCUGUUGUUUCUGCCGCCUGAAAGGGCGCCCUUGCUGCUAGGCCGGCCACCGCCCUUCUCCUGAGCUGCUCCCUUCUCCCAGUGAACGCUCUGUCAGCAGUUGCCCACAAGUAACCAGUUCUGAAACAGUGGCGUGAUGCUGGCCAUUGUACGCAUGAGGACGCUAAGAACCGCAGCGCUGACCUCCUCGGCAUCUGCAGCCAGUUUCCAUGUGUAUCCUGGGCCCAGGACCUGCGGUCUUCAGCCCCAGUCAGGUGUCCGUUUUUCCUGCCUCUCUAUGCAACUGCUGUUUUCUUUAGCUUAGUCCACUACCUGAUACCAACAGGUGAUCCCUUAGACCUGUCUCAAUACUCUGCUGGCUUCUUCCAUUUAAGGCUGGGGUGCUACUCAGGUCAUGAUGGUUUCCUGGGUGGUCACCUGAGUGUUAAAUCAGCCUGCAAAAGGUGCCAUCUCUGGCAGGAAUUCAGAACUCACCAUGGAUCAGACUGCUCUCAUUUCUCCACAAGCCUUUGAUUUAGUGUUUGGAGGUCUGAGGAUGUUGUCUUGUCAACUUGGUUUGAUUUUCCACGUCAUUCUGGCAGUCAGACACAUUGCUCUCCCAACACAAAACUUAGCCCUCUGUCAACUCUUAGAAUUACCCUGAGUCAUUUAGUGUUGGUUUGAAGGAGACUUGAGUUAAAAACAGCUCGGGAUGCAGCUGUGCCGUUUCAUCGGUGAGAAAAAUGUGGUUGCCAGGCUGGCGUGACUAAAUGUGACGUUUUCUGUCAGUGAUUAGGUAGGUCCAGUGUCCCGGCUAUCAGAAGUUCCAUAGUUAAUAGUGACAUCGUCAUGGUGUAUUCUUCAUUUUCCAAAUUAAAAUGCCUGCCUCUCGGUGAUUGAUGCCCCGGGCACAGAUCUUGCCAAGAGGAGGCUGACCCUGGGAUGACCUGUCAGGGACUGGGACCAGGAACCUGUAGAAGGGAACAGUGUUCAACAAGGAUUUGAUAAGGUCACAUGUCUCACCAGCCUCUUUGUGGGUGUACUGUUCAGCCUCUCAUGGUAUCAAAAAAAAAAAAACUGAAGCGUUUCAAUUUGUAGCUUUUUUUUUUUUUCCUUGCUUGAAAGUGUGUGUGCCAGGCCUUAGCCCUAUUCCUCGUCCAUCACAGCAUUUGGGGGACUUUGACCAUGUGUUUCAUAAGACUUCCCUAAGAAGGUAGCCGAGAGCAUAGGAGCACAAGAGUGCUGUCAGCUCUUGGUCAGGUGUUGAGGGAUGCAUGUCACAGUGGGUGGUCCAUGUGUCAUCCCUGACCCUAUCAGGAUGGUAAGGAGACAUGUAAUUACGAUUGUAUUUGACACAACUACUCUACAUGGCAUUAGGUUAUGGUCACGGAUAGCAAUAGGACUUUAUUAUUACUCAGUCCAGUAGUGAUUCUUGAAAUAUUAGAUGUUUACACAAAGUCUAAACAAUAACUCAGACUUAGGAAUCUGCAGGUUUGUGGUUUCUACAUAUCUCUGCCAUUUAAUGACUUGUGCCUCUUUUCUCACCUCUGAGAAAGUGGAUGGAGCUCGUGGGAAGAUGUGAACCAUGUCCAGAACACAAGCGUUCACUCAUUUGAGUUCUGUUUCUUUUUUUUUUUUUUAUUUUUCUUUCUUUUGGUGAAGGGGGUUAAACAUUCAGUCUGUGCUCGUCUAACCCUGACACCCACUGACUACCUCCUUAGUUUCUGUAUAGACAGUAGUUCCCUUUUUUGGUUUGAAGGUCCUUUUUUGGUGACUUUUUAGAAAAGGUUUUAAAUGUAUAGUUUCCUCUGACAGUGCUGUACCAUCUCACAGUACAGGUCUGUGUUCAUUUGUGACAGCUUUCACAUGUGAAUCUGGAGAAAUGUCAUAGAAAAUGGUUUUGCACAUACGGAGUGAGUCUUGCUGGUGUGUGUUUAUUGUGGCGACGCUUGCCAAAGCUGCUUGGCAAACACGUCAGGAGGGAUGCUUGAGUCACAACUCCAGUGCAAAUGUGUCGAAACAGCAGUGUGUGUCAUUAUGAUGUAUUUUUGUAAACACAGUGGUGACUUCUGUCAGUCGUAUAAGUACUGGAUAAAAAUAACACUUGAAACACUGGAGGGAAAUGUCACUUAGCUGAUCACAAAGCUACUUUGCAUUAUCCGCCAGGGGGCGUGUGCGUGUGUGUGUGUGUGUGUGUGUGUGUGUGUGUGUGUGUGUGUGUGUGUGUGUGUGUUUUACAGGAGAGGGAAGAAUUGACAUCGGCAAUGUGGAGGACAAAAAUAAUACUCAUCACCGCUUUUUUAAAAGUGAAGUUUAAAACUUUAGCUGAUGCAUUUACACAUUAGAGGUCUCUUGCACACUCUCCAUAGUAUAUUGAAUUUUGGGAAAUAGUGAGAACUGGAAUUCUCAUAUUUAGUGACUGGCUUUGUCACCCUUGACUAUUGAAGGCAGUAAAUUACCAAAAACUUUGCUUCUGAGCUUCCAUGGCUGCUGUAAGGGCUGUGCUUUUAUUGAAUCACAGUUUCCCAAAUGGCAACGAAAGGAUAUCUGCUAGCGAGACCCAUUCUCAAACCUGGGUCACUCUGAAUAGUAGCACCAGUACAGGUGGCCCGAUGUGCCUCCCUCCACAUGUUGCAGAACGGUUGGGUCCCAUUGGAAAGCACUCCCAUGGCAAUAGUUAACUACAGCAACCUAAGUGUAACUCUUGAUUUCCUGUGUGCUAGUAGCUUCGAUAAGCACUUUAAUGCAUCCUUCCUUAUAACCUGCACAGCUGCCCAGGGUGCUCACUGGAGGUCACUUUGAGCUCAGUAAGCAGAAUGGCCCUUUCUGUUUGCCCUAAUCAAGCAUCGCUCUCAAUGUGUGCCAACACUUUGGAGUGAACUUUUUUUUCCUGAUGCUAUCGAGGAAAAGCUGGUAUUUAUAUCACUAAAUCUACAUUGGAAGCAUGCAGGUGCUUAAAUAACAAGUAUGUGGAGCCCAGGCCUCCAGGAGUUCUUACAGGGCUGGCAUGAGACGUGGCCGGGGUGACAUCCUGUGAGGGAGACCGGAAACUUAAAGGAAAUGGACACAUCAGAAGUCUGGCUCCUUUCCACUGGUGUUCUAGGUGCCCCAUACACACUAGAGCAUCUUGGGGAGCGCCUGGUGAUGGCCCUGGGUAUCGGCCAGCGUUCCCAUCUCUGUGUGUGACUGGUUUCGCAGCCUCCUGGGGACACUCGGUGAUUCCGUGGGACGGGCGGCUUUAACUGACGAUGCCACUGUGAGAACUGUAGAGACUGUGUCAAGAAUAUAGUGACCUGUUGAGUCUGCCCCCGUAGUUUUAGCUUUAACAUCCUCUGAGAGCAUGCCAAAGCCACGAGGGGCCCGGCUUCUGCCUCUUGGGAGCAAGGCCUGCUGGAGGUGGGCAGGGACUCGGUCACUGUUCGGCCUGACCCUGCCCAGGCCAAGCCUCACCUCCAUGUGGCUCCUCUGCAGAAUGGCAUGUAGCAGCUAACCCUGGGGCCAGUUGCCUUUACUCUAUUUUCUAUGAUGAAUACUUGUGGAGAAACUGUGAUAAAUCCAUUGAUCCUAAUAUUUUUAUUGUUGGAGUCCUGUGGCUUCUCUGAAUACUUUCUAUUGGAUUGUACUGUGUAGAAUUCACACACACUAGGGAUAUGUGAAUAAAGCUAAAAAUGCAUAGUAUAAUAUAGGAUAGCAAAAAUCUUUUGUGAACAAUUUAUAUAGAAGAGUAAGUUGUUUUUUAAGUGUUAGGCCAUUUCUUUUAGGAACCUAAAAUGUUAUAAGAGUUUUUUAAGCAUUCAAUAUUUUUAAUUAUAAGAGACAUUUGUUACUAGAGCUAAUUAUUUCAGGUGUUCUAAUUGGAAUAUUGAUUUUCUUACCUCAUAUACCUCUAGAAUGCCACAUGUUCUGUUGGGGAUAAAAUUGCACAAUAAAUGUCAGGUUAUCUGUUA